This is a messenger RNA of Eupeodes corollae, 1198 nucleotides long. RefSeq names its product endothelial lipase-like. Gene Ontology annotation, biological process: lipid metabolic process. Gene Ontology annotation, molecular function: lipase activity. The record is from RefSeq and is a predicted model, not a curated record. NCBI's taxonomy places the organism in Eukaryota, Metazoa, Arthropoda, Insecta, Diptera, Syrphidae. Bases 82 to 1149 code for a protein of 355 amino acids. The transcript has 3 exons.
UAAAAACACCCUUUCAGUGUCAUCAUAUAAAAGCCAAACCCUGACCAAGAACUCACAUUCACGUUUAUAGAAGUUGACAAUAUGAUGAGACAUAUUUAUCUAUUUGCUGUCUGGUUUCAAGUUCUCGGGCUUGGUCAAUCAAUUCCUGAAAGCUUAGAUGGAGCUCUGGAUAAAGUUUGGCAAAUUCCACAAAAAGAUGGAAGCUUACGUUCGAUGACACACAGUGAGGCACUUAAAGAAGCCUUAGAGUAUGAAGCUGAAAAAGAUUUUAACGCAAGGAAGUUUAACAAAAUACGAUUCUUCUUAUACACUCCCGAUCAUCCAACUGAACCCGUUGAAAUUGACAAGAAUAAACCAGAGACUUUAAAUCAAUCAACUUUUAAUAACAAAUACCCUACAAGAUUUAUGAUUCACGGCUGGAAUGGUGGAUACAACACAACAGAGAAUCGAUUAAUUCGAGAAGCUCUUCUUCUGCAAGGACGCACGAGACAAUUCAAUUUCAUAGCUGUUGAUUGGUCAGUUUACGCCGAGUCCAAUCUUUAUAUUUCAUCACAAAAGAGUGUCUCAAAGGCAGGACGAAUUAUAGCCGAGUUCAUAGAUUGGUUGCAUGACUAUGGCAAGCUUUCAUUUGAUAAUCUGGCAUUAUAUGGACACAGCUUGGGGGCUCACGUUGCAGGCUUCACUGGAAAGAAUGUCAAAGGAGGUAAAAUUCAUACUAUCAUUGGAUUAGAUCCUGCUAUGCCGUUAUUUGAGUAUGGCAACGUAAAAGGACGUCUAGCUGAAACAGAUGCCAAGUAUGUGGAAUCGAUUCAUACCAAUGGUGGAACGUUGGGUUUCCAUCAGCCCAUCGGAAGAGCUUCAUUCUAUCCAAACGGUGGAAGAAAUCAACCAGGUUGUGGACUGAAUGUGGGCUGUUCACAUGGACGAUCUGUGGAGUUUUUAGCGGAGGCAUUAGCUUUGUCGGAAAAAAAUCGAUUCGUUUCAUCAAGAUGUAAGGAAUUUGAUGCAAUUAAGGAUGCAUCGUGUAAACGGAAAAUAAAUAGUAGGAUAGGUGUUCGUUUGGGCAACCCGAAUAAUUCCUUUUAUGCUAAGGGGAUAUAUUAUCUGGAGACAAAUAGUAAGUCACCAUACGGGAUUAAGGAUAGUUAAAAACAAAGUCCAGAUGUGUUAAGGGUCACUGAAUGGAAUUAUAAUUUUG